AUGGGCGUCUGGCCCUGGAUGGUGCACGACCCCACCGCCUUCCAGUCGUACUGCAGCCCCGACCCCCUCCCUUGCAGCGCGCGCCUCUUUCCCCCCGUCUUGGGCUUGGGCGACGUGGCCUUGGGGGCGGCGAGCGUGGCGGCGGUCCAAUCAGAGAAGGUGGCGCCCAGCGUGGUCUUGAGCGCCAGCAGGAUGUUGCCCUGUGUGGCGUCCAGUGGCACGCCUACGCAGAACCGCGGCAGCACUGCCGCCGUGGCACUGUUCGGAGUGCUGGUGCUGAGAGGCACAGCGGUGUCAGGAGCGCAGGUGCCGCCUCCACACACGGUCCCCGAGCCGUCGGCGGUGUCGCAGACGGGGCAGGCAGCGGCGGCGCGCUGCACGGUGCCGAGCGUGGUGCAGGCGCCGAUGCUGGCGAGGCAGUUGCUGGUGGCGGAGCAGGAGGAGAAGCCGGCGCCGGGGAAGGUGCCCGACAGCCAGUUGCCGUCCAGGGCAAUGGACUUGAGUGCCGCGCCUGGAGCAGGCAUGGCGCCGUACAGAUAG
This is a messenger RNA of Closterium sp. Yama58-4, 540 nucleotides long. Lineage: Eukaryota; Viridiplantae; Streptophyta; Zygnematophyceae; Desmidiales; Closteriaceae. The record is from the annotation of a GenBank genome assembly.